This is a messenger RNA of Ostrea edulis (European flat oyster), 643 nucleotides long. RefSeq lists its product as uncharacterized. Lineage: Eukaryota; Metazoa; Mollusca; Bivalvia; Ostreida; Ostreidae. The annotation marks the transcript as partial. The transcript is spliced from 5 exons. The record is from RefSeq and is a predicted model, not a curated record.
UCACAACCCAACACCCGGGGGAAAAGAAGUGGUAAGGUCAAAGCAGAAAAUAAUUUUAGGUCAUCUUGGGUAAGAGUCUCAAUUAUGGCUACGAAGCAGGUAGCAACCAAGGCUAGUGGUGUGCUUGCUGCUGCAGGAAAGCCCAAGAUUUUCACAGAUGUCAAAGGCAGACAGUUCAUGGUAUUGAAGAAAACAUUACAAACUCCUGACUAUUACCUUUGGAGACCUAAAGUGCUUACUGCAGUGAAAGGCACACCAACCCUUACCUCUAAGUUACGGAGAGCUCCUAUCAAGAACCUUCUCUUCGGUGUAAACAACACGUUCUUUCGGCGCUUUGCAGCUUAUUGGUGGGUUUGGAUUCUCCUCCUCUUCAGCUACCCACCACUUGUAUCACUGAGACAAAACAUGAAAGUAUCUGAAUUACCUGUCGGAGGUGCAGAGUGGCAUCACUCAUACAACUGGGAUAUGGUCAAAGACAAGGAAGAGGAACUCAAAAAACUACAGAAUGAUAGAUACCGUCUAUAAACUGUGAUUUCUUUUGCUAGAGAAACUUAUUAGUAAUGAAAAGAAAGUGACAUUAUCAUCAAGUAUUUCUUGUUUGGUUUGUGAUUCCAUACAAAAAAAUAAAUGAUAUCUUUGACAA